Messenger RNA from Salvia miltiorrhiza (redroot sage), 762 nucleotides. RefSeq names its product pentatricopeptide repeat-containing protein At1g62914, mitochondrial-like. The transcript has a single exon. The record is from RefSeq and is a predicted model, not a curated record. Lineage: Eukaryota; Viridiplantae; Streptophyta; Magnoliopsida; Lamiales; Lamiaceae. Gene Ontology annotation, molecular function: protein binding. The coding region runs from base 1 to 762 and encodes 253 amino acids.
AUGCUUUCUUCCCAAUCAUGCACUUUUCUUCAUCACUCCCCGAUUUUUUCUGCAUUCAAUCCAAAUCCGCCCUUCUUCUACACCACCAAUUCAUUCCAUCGCCGUAAAUUUCAUGUAUUCGCCGCUCCAAUCAAAGAAAACCACCAUCUUCACGGACACACGAGCGCCAGAAAACUGCAAGUUGAAGAUUUUCUUCAAACCGUUGCCACAGCUCCGGAAAAGCUCGAAGCGUUGGAAAAACUCCAUAGAAAUGGAGAAAUUCAGACCAUUAACGAGCUCAAUCGUCUUCUCGUCUCUCUAAUUUCAUCGUAUGAGGUUGAAUUGGCGCGGAAGCUCAAGUCCAGUUUAUCGUCUUUAGGGUUAUCCCCAAAUGUCUGGACGUAUUCAAUUCUGGUGACCGGUUUCUGCAAGAGCAACGCGACGGAAGCGACAAGUGUUCUUCACGAGAUGCUGGAGAAUGGCUUCGAGCCAAAUGUCGCCACGUUCACCACGCUGAUCAACUCGCUUUGUGAGAGUGGAAGAAUGCGGGAUGCCUACGAGGUGUUCGACGUAAUGUCUAAGAUAGGAUGCAAGCCCACAAUCAACACAUUUAACUGCUUGUUGAAGGGUUUGUGCUACGUGGGUAGAAUAGAGGAGGCUUAUGACUUAUUAGGAAGAAUCAAGAGAUCGUCAAUCAAGCCAGAUAUCUACAGUUACACCGCAAUGAUGGAUGGUUUUCUGCAAAGUGGGCCGUUCAAACGAGGCGAUGGAGUUGCUCGUUGA